CACAGAAUGCAGAGGGAUGCGGUUCAGGGCGUGUUGCUAUUGCUGGCAGGUGGAGAAGCAGGUUGGACAGGUUGGCUCCCUGAAUGCAACUCUGCUGAGCCCUCCUCCCUCCUUCCCUCCUUGUCUCUCCGGGCCGACUGCUGAUUCACUCUCAUAUGUUGGCCCAGUGAAGAGCAUUUGUUGCCUGUGCACCUGUUCUCACCUGAUAUACCCUUUACGAAUAAGAGUAAACCCCCCAAAAAGGAAAUGGGACUGCAUUUAAAAAUCACAGCAGGCCUCCUUCUGCUUAUCCAGGCCUUUCACCUGGCAUCGCUCCAAAAUUCAACCGACUCUCCGGGGCGGACAAUUGAUAAAAGUUGGCUCCGUGCUGGCUUACUUAAACAUCUGUCUGAAAACCAAAACGCUACAGUUACUGAAGAGGAGACAGAGUCAAGAAUUGAAUUCAGCAGUGGGAUAGCAUCUGGCUUCAUGACUCAUGAAGACGAGGAGAAUGUGGCAGGCCAAGAUACGGGUGCAAAUGAAACAUCUGAUGAGCGGACUGCUGACAAUAGAACCAAUGGUCUCACAUUUCCCACCAAUUUUACAACCAAUCAACCUAAUUGGCCAGAAACCACCAUUUCUCCAUCUAAUGCAACUUCAGUUAUCACAAACUCAAGUCAGAUCAACAUUACAGAAAGUGAAGAAAAAUCAUCGACCAUGAGCCCUCAAAACUCAACAACUCAUCUUAGCGCACCAAACUCGACCAGCUUUUCAGAUAACUCCAAUCGCACCGAUUUGCCGACAACCACCUUGUCUCCAGAGAUAAAUGCUACUCAAGAAUCCUCGAAACCCGGCACAGAUACAGGGUUAACUAAUGCUACCGGAUCUACCAACACAACAACUGUAAUAACCACAAUGAAGCCGGAGAUAAAGGAAACAUCCACCACAUUUACCACCACAUCUUCAUCUACAACGGUCUUACCAUCCAAAACCACAGAAACGAGCCCUGAGAUUACAACUCCCGCUGCUCCGAUCACACAUGAGAAGGCCAACAAUACAGACCGAGAUGCAGCCUCAGGGGGCAGCGAUGAACGAGGUUUGGCAGCGGAGAGCAACAUGAGAAAAAGAAACCAAGCGUGGGGAGCUGUUCUGGGAACGGCGGUGGCUGUGGCCGUCGUGGGACUGGUAGCCUACAUCAUCCUGAAGAAGAAACACCAGAAGGGCUUCUCUCACAGGAAACUGGUUGAGGACUAUCCUUCAGACCCAGUCAUCAGAUUAGACAACAGCGAACCUUUGGACUUGAACUUUGGUGGCUUGGCCUAUUACAACCCAGGACUCCAAGGGGACAGCAUCCAAAUGACCAACUUCCCAGGACGCCGCUGAAACUGAAACGACUCCCGAGACCAAAUUCAUGAACUCCAAGGAAAGAAAGUUGGCCAAAUUGGCAUCUGAUAAACAGCCGAUAUUGCUGAGUUUUGUAAAUAAGACAUUUGUGGAUGGAAAGAUGUUUGUGGAAUAAUGCAUUAUGUUGAGUAGAUUUAUAUAACAGAGGGAUCACUGAAGGCAAUCUAUCUGAACUAUACCGUAACAGCCAAAAUUAAACACUGUCAGACAUUUAUUUAUUUUGCCAAAGGGUAUCCAAUGAAAACUUUCAUAAUGGAAAAUAUGAUUUGCAGUCAAUGAAUGAUGU
This is a messenger RNA of Etheostoma cragini (Arkansas darter), 1669 nucleotides long. It is a transcript of the gene muc15, whose product is annotated as mucin 15, cell surface associated. The transcript has 5 exons. NCBI's taxonomy places the organism in Eukaryota, Metazoa, Chordata, Actinopteri, Perciformes, Percidae. The coding region runs from base 247 to 1362 and encodes 371 amino acids. The record is from RefSeq and is a predicted model, not a curated record.